UCCCUUCAAUCUUCCCCACAGUGUGGAGCAGCCGGCAGCGCGCACACACACACUCUCACUCACACACUCUCACACAACCACACACACUCACACUCACUCUCGCACACACACUCUCGCGCGCGCGCAACAAAGCAAGCAGACGAGGGAGGCGGGUAAUAAAGAAAAGAACAUCACAGAGGAACAACAGCACCGUUACACCUGGACUUUUUUCGGAUACUGCAGUCCGCCUGGAGUUUGUGCCAUUUCCUGUGUGCUUCACAACAUCUCGGCUCACGUCUGAUCCUUCCUGUGGAGGGUUUGAGUCUCAUCAGCUGUGCGUGCAGAGAUCCAGAUCCGACGACUGUCUACAUUGCUGCUUUGUGCAUCUGCCAGACGGGAACAAAGUGUGCGACUGGGAUAUCUGACAAGCUCCUCUGGGAACCGACGCUGCACCGACUGUCAUAGAGAGAAAGAGAGAGAGAGAGAUAGAGGGAGUACUAGAAAGAAGGAGCAAGAUAGAUAGAAAGAGAGAGAGCCAAAGUCAGGGCAUGAGCAGGAGACUAGAAGCCGGUUUUCCAGAGAAGUGAUCGCCACAGUGCCCCCUCCUCUUCCCUCACCUCCUUCCUUCCUUCUCUCCUCUCUCCUGUGCCGCUGCUCCUUCUUUCUUAGCGCACACCUCCGCUGCUAUCCCAUCCUUGUACCUCCGCUCUCCUUCCAUCACCUCCUCCUCCCCUGCUCCCAAAGACGGCGAGAAGAGGAGAGGCACGGUGCACGCACGCUUGCCUGUGUCCAUAUCAUCUCAUUUUCUCUCUCCAUCAUUCCUCUGGCUCAGUCCCUUACACGGAUCUAGCCUCUAGCUGCGGAACCACAAGCGGAGGCUUUUUGAGUUGUUGGAUCCCCGCUCGCGAGUCUCUGUAUCCAGCCACAGCCAGAAGGAUUCCAGCUACAUGGGCAAACGCUUGGAACAGCAACCAAUGUACCCCCAGUACACUUACUAUUACCCUCACUACCUUCAGACUAAGCAGUCAUAUGCCCCGCCCCCUCCGCCCAUGGCUCCGCCUAGCCCCAGCACCAAUAGCAGCAGCCACAGUGCAGCGGAGCAGCUCAGUAAAACCAACUUGUACAUCCGGGGCCUUCCGCCUGGCACCACCGACCAGGACCUCAUCAAACUCUGCCAACCGUAUGGAAAAAUAGUGUCAACAAAGGCAAUCCUGGACAAAAACACCAACCAGUGCAAAGGAUAUGGCUUUGUGGAUUUCGACAGUCCGGCGGCGGCGCAGAAAGCUGUAGCGUCCCUGAAGGCCAGCGGCGUGCAGGCACAGAUGGCAAAGCAACAAGAGCAGGACCCCACUAACUUGUACAUCUCCAACCUCCCGGUUUCGAUGGAUGAACAAGAGUUGGAGAACAUGCUGAAGCCUUUCGGACAUGUCAUCUCCACACGGAUACUCCGAGAUGCCAACGGGGUCAGCCGAGGGGUCGGUUUUGCCAGAAUGGAGUCCACUGAGAAAUGUGACGUGGUGAUUCAACAUUUUAACGGAAAGUUCCUCAAAACCCCACCAGGAGUUCCAGCCCCGACGGAGCCGCUGCUGUGCAAGUUUGCAGACGGGGGACAGAAGAAGAGGCAGAGUCAGAGCAAGUACCCUCAGAAUGGUCGACCGUGGCCCCGGGAAGGAGAGAGUGGCAUGGCGCUGACCUAUGACCCCACCGCAAUGCAGAACGGGUUCUACUCCUCACCCUACAGCAUCUCCACAAACCGCAUGAUCGCUCAAACGUCAAUCACUCCAUUCAUCGCAGCCUCUCCUGUCUCCACAUAUCAGGUCCAGAGUACGUCGUGGAUGCCUCACCAACAGUACGUUAUGCAACCUACGGGUGCUGUUAUAACGCCAACCAUGGACCACACCAUCUCCAUGCAGCCCGCGAACAUGAUGGGACCCCUAACCCAGCAGAUGAACCACCUGUCUCUGGGCACCACUGGCACUUACAUGACUGCGGCUGCUGCUCCUAUGCAGGGGACCUAUAUUCCCCAGUACACUGCGGUGCCUGCCUCUGCUGUCUCAGUGGAGGGAGUGGUGACGGAUGCUUCUCCACAGAGCGUCCCAGCCUCGUCACAGGACGCCAGCGGGCAGCAACAGGCUCUGGGUGUGGAAAACACCAGCGAUCACGCGCCCACCUACUCUUUUCAGCCCGCCAAAUAACCAGAGGAGGAGCGGGGCGCUGAGGUGACUGCGUUGCCUUGAGACUGGGGGACUGCAACGAGGGAACAUUGAAGACAGAGCGCAAGAGAUAGGAAAACACGUUUGUGUCUACUUUUGCACAAGCAUCUAAAAAACAACAACAAAUAAACAAUUUAUUUAACACCUGGCCCAUAGCGGAGGACCUUUGGAGAACUCACAACCAGAUGGGAAACCAGAUGAGAAAUGCAGUCUGGGCUACCCUGACGAAAAAAAAACUUUACCUUCAUGAAGUGAACGAAUUCAAACAAGUACAAGUUUUCCUAUUCUUUUUUUUGAAUGUGCAGGUAGGUUUUCAGAAACAGUGGGUUUUUCUAUUAGACGAGGAAGCACGUUCUUGUAAAACAAUGAGAGAAGGAGCAAAAGAAGUCUUCCUCGGAAUUCUAAGCUACUAUUACUUUUCUUUUUUUUAUGAGUUAGAUUUUAGUUUUCUAGAGAAUAUCAAUGUUUUUUCAUCUUUGUUGCCUUAAUUUCAAGAAACAUCUAAGACUUUUUCCUGUUUGAACUGAACAAAUGCAGUGAAAAUGACCUGACACAGAAAGGAAAAAUUACUUGUAUAAAGCAUAGAAAGAGAGAGAAAGAGAUAGAGAGAGAGAGAGAGAGAGAGAGAGAGAGAGAGAGAGAGAGAGAGAGAGCGAACGGUCUCCUUGAGACGUUUUAAAUUAUCAGUGGUGACUUUGUGUUUAAAUUAGGGGACAAAAAAAUAUUGUGGUCAUGAUGAUGAUGAUGAUGAUGAUGAUGGUGAUUAAAGAGAGUUGCAUUUUUUUAGAAACAGAGGAAAAAAAAUGUUAAUCCACUGCAUCAUGGGAAAUGCAGUUUAUUGUGUAGUGCAGAUCAUUUUUAAUGGCAUUAUUGUUUUUAUCUGCAAUAUUUUUUAUGAGCUUUAAGGUGUUUUUAGCCUGCUUUGCUUGUUUCAUUGCGGAAAAACAAAAAAAAAACUAAAACAGUCGAAAAAAAAAAUGGCAGUGCAAAUCUACAUAGAUUAAAAAAAGCUUAUGGAUUAAAUCAAGACAAAAAAAAGCAAAUGUGUGCAAAAAGCAAUAGUAAUAGGAAAUUGUUGACAAUUUCUUUAGUCUUUCUUAGCUGUGGAUCAAAUGCAGCCCAUGGAUGGCAUAUUUUAUACCAAAGAUGAAGAAACCCCCCUCAAGACAGUGGAGUGGAUCGAUUCUUUUUUCCUUUCGUUUUUUUUUCUGUCAGAUUAUUAUUUUUUUGUUUGUUUUUUUUGGCGUAGUAGUAGUUUGGUUUCAGUGGUAUGUGGUCUGACCUUGACGGCCAGAUUGGUACCUGACGGUUUAAACUUCCUUCCACUGUUGCAGAAUCUAUGUCAAUUGUUGAGAGGCAGAAAAGCACCAUCGCUGAUUGUCAUGAGUGUGAUUUUUGUCCAGCAGAGGGUGGCAGAGAGCGACUGAACCAUCAAUUAUCCUCCGUCUGCCCGGCUCAAUGAACUAUACCUCUAUCGCUGCACCUUCUCGGUCGCCGGCCCAUGGUCGGUCACUACUAAACACGUCCGUUCAGUUCCAGCUUUCUCUCAGAGAAAGCCGUUUUACCGUCAUUUCAACUCAACAGGAAGGAAUCAAAGCACUCACUAGUGUGUGUAUUUAAACUCUGUGUACAGAUCACUACCUCAUCGAAAGCAAUUUUACCAUGAGGAAACACAGGAGAUUGUGUUGCAGGUCAUGAAACACAAGCUUUGCUUCAGGGGCACUGAAAAAUGUUAGCAUUUAGCAGCAUUAGCUUAACAUGUUGUUGUUCUGAGCACCUCCGUCCUUCUCUGUUUUUGCAGUCACAUCGAUUGAAACGCCUCAUAUUAUAUGCAAGGUUUCUUUAAUCAACCGGAUGCCAUAGGAAAUCUCUCGUGAACAUUACUUGAAAAACAAUGGCUCUGUCCCAACGCCCUUUUGGGUUGCUUUCGAGUCUACGUUUUGGUGACUCGAUGCUAGUUAGUAAUCCAUAGUAAUUGUAAAAAUGACCAUUGCACGACUGGGACAGAGCCUCUAAGGUGCCCCGUCAUCAUGGGAUUCGGCGGUUGCUCAGGUGCCUUGACAGCUGGGAAAUAGGGUGCAAAAUAUCUUGUGUAACAUUUCGACCUUCCAUUUCUGAAAUCUGCUUUCGUUUUAUCAAACUGCCCAUUUCAGAAACUAGCAAAGAAGUGUAGAAAGGGCGAAAAUCUCAUAUAUUAGAGGGAUAUGUUAUCCAAAAUAAAUUAAUUGUCAUCAAAGGUGUUCCACAAUCUGUAUGACUUACUGAUUCUCAGUUAUCUCAGCUAUCCAUCCUCGUAUGUCCACAAGUACCUGAAUGGUCUAUUAAUUUCAGUUAAAUGUGGAGAUGCUUGUACAUUUCACAUCAGGGGACAAAGAGAAAGCUAAAUAGAAUUAUAAAUAAACUAAAAAGUGUCAAAAGCUACAAACAUGAAGAGACCUAUGGUUUAGUAGAGAUGAUACAAGAGUUAAGUGAUUAAAAACAAAAGCUGAUGUUUAUUUAAUUGUACCCGCAUUUCAAUCUGUCUGCAUCACCAUUAUGAACUUUUACAGAGAUAUGUUUGGUUAUUCUACACUGUAAAACCUCAAAAAGUUAAGGUAACUCAAACCAUUUGAGGAACAGAUUGCAACAAACCAUUUAAGUUCAAAAACUAAUCCUAAUGUGUACCGUGAACUUAAUCCAUUUGAGUAAAAGAAGCAAUUUGUGCACAGUAAAACCCAAUAAAUAAAGAGAACUCAAUCCAACUGUGUACUGUAAAAGCCAAUAAGUUAAGGCAACUCAAACCGUUUGAAGAAACCGAUUGCUACAAACCACUUGAGUUGAAAAACUAAUCUAUAUGAGUACUGUGAACUUGCUCCAUUUAAGUUGAAGUAAUGAGGUAUUUCAUUUACUCAUUCUCUUCAACACUGAGUUCAAAACUCUUUUCAAAUGAGUGGAAUUAACUUUCAGUACAUUUUGAGUUAACUACACUUGAUUCAUUUGAUUAAGUUAACUGUUGGGUUUUACAGUGUAUCAUUUUACAGUGUAUCAUCUACAGCUAACUAGGGAUGUGUGAUAUUGACACAAAAAUAUUACAUUUUCAUAACAACAUUUUUUUUUUUAAGCUGGUAGCUUAGUUUAAUCUAAUCAGUGAUAAAUGGUUUUGUUCAAACUAUUUUCAUUGGUAAAACAACCCAAAAAAACGUGGCCCUAAAACACAAAACCACAAAAGGCAUUAGUGUAAAUUAAAUACAUGACCUGAAUAAUUAAAUAACUCUCCAUUGAUGUAUACUUUGGUUGGACAGGACAAUAUUUGACAGAGACACAACUGUUUGAAUAUAUGUAAUCUGUGAGUUCAAAAAUACAUAAACAAAUACAGAGAGAAUUGCCUUUAAAUUUGUCUAAAGUGUGUAGCAACAAACAUUACUAAUCAAAAAUUGAGUUUUGAUAUAUUUGCAGUGGGAAAUCUACUAAAUAUCUUCAAAGUACGUGAUCUUUAUUAAUAUUGUAAUGAUUUUGGCAUAAAAGAAAACAGAUAAUUGUGACCCAUACAAUAUAGUUUGGAUUUUACCAAAAAUAUACUCCUAUAACGGCAGCUCAGUGGUUAGCACUGUCACCUCACAGCAAGAAAGUCGCAGGUUCAAGUCCUGGCUUGGCAUUUCUGUGUAAAGUUUGCAUGUGUUCGCUUGGGUUUCCGCUCGGGUGCUCCAGUUUCCCCCACAGUUCAAAGGCGUGCACUAUAGGUGAAUUGAAUAAGCUAAACUGGCCGUAGUGUAUGUGUGCUAAUGAGUGUGUAUGGAUGUUUCCCAGUGAUGGGUUGCAGCUGGAAGUGCAUCCGCUGUGUAAAACAUAUGCUGGAUAAGUUGGCGGUUCAUUCCGCUGUGGCGACCCCUGAUGAAUAAUGGUACUAAGCCGAAGGAAAAUGAAUAAACAUUUGACAGACACAACUGUUUGAAUAUCUGCAACCUGUGGGUUAUAAAAUAAUAAUAAAUACAGAGAGAAUUGCCUUUACAUUUGUCUAAAGUGCUUAGCAAUUCACAUUCCUAAUCAAAAAUUUAAUUUUUAUAUAUUUGCAGUGGGAAAUUUACUAAAUAUCUUCAAAUUACAUGAUCUUUAAUAAUAUUGUAAUGUUUUUUGGAACAAACAAAAAAAACUAAAACUUUGUACUUUUACCAAAAAAUAUACCUCUAUAACAUAAGGUGAUGGUAUUGUGGACAAAUGUAAGUCACUCAAUAUUAACUUGUUUGUUGGACUGGAGUAUAAAAUCAAUAUCACAUUUGCAAUCAUGCUCAGAUGCUGGAAAUGGCACUCUCGUUUGUGGGAUAUUAUUGAACUAUAUAAUGUCUUAUAUAAAACAAAAACCCAUACAGGGAAAUUCGUUCAUAACUUGAAUUAUAGGCUCAUUCUUCAUUCUAAUAGUAAUAAUCAGGCAGUGAAUGCUUUUGGACUUUAUUAGACUUUGUUUUUGUUUGUUUUACGCAAAGGGAGUGACAUUCUCGAUAGUGUGAGCUCGCAAAUCGUUAAAACAACAAUUAAGAUUAUAUUAUUACAGACCAUGAAUUUCAGAAACCCCUAGAAACAACCGACACAUCAAUAUGCUGCUUUAUUUCUUCAUAAUAUGACAGGAAAUUGAAGGAAUCGAGAAUGUAAAAUGUGACAGGAUGACUGACAGGACGAAAAAUGAAAGUCAUUAUUUUGAUAACAGAGGUGUUCGAACUAUCUUAUUUCACUAUUAGCAGAAAGAAAGAAAGUCAUACAGGUUUGGAAUGACAAAAUUAUUGAUUAAUUUUUGGAGGAACUAUCUAUUUAAUACAACAACAAGGCUGCUGUCCUUUAUUAACCAUGAAUUGCGUGUUAUUUGAACGCGGUCAGAUAGGAAGCGCUCUAUUAACACGUCAGCAAAGAGUUUCCACACACACAUGCUGAAUAAUAGACUGGAAUCAUGGCCGCUCAUAAAUAGGUUUUACAGUCGGGUGAUUAGAGUUGUCGAGGUGCUCUGGGAAUACAUUAUUCUGACAUUAAAGAGAGACUUUUGAAAGUCAUCAUAAACGCUUUAGUCUAUUUUUAUGCUCUACGUAAUGAGCUCAAUUAGCCACUAGGGGACAGUAUUAAAGCAAAGUUGGUGUACUUUAUCCUCUGUGAUGACCAUUACAGUGAGCUGAGAAAAGUUCACACUGUGGAUUAAAGCGAUGCCAAGUUCAUGACUGCUUCAAAGAGGACAUGAAGCUAGCUUUUCAUUUUCAAAACAAAAAGAUACAAAAAAAGGAAAAAAAAAGUCACUGUGUUUUUUGUGUUAUCCACUGUCUUUUUGGAGAGUUCUUUUUAUCAUGUGCUCGCUGCUAUCAAGCAUUCAGUAUUUAAGUGGUCUGGGCCUUGGGGACGGAGAGAAAGUCUCUUCAUGAAAGAGUGAAUAAUUGUGUGGGAUAAAGCUGAAGGUUUGGAUGGAGUUUUCUCAUCCCAGCUGUAAUUUAGUAAGCUAAAAACACUUUGUUUCCAUCCACUCGAAGGCUUAGAAACCCUGUGCUCCAUUCAUUGGCUGUGAGGUCCAAGCCAUGCAUUAUAUUUGUGCAUCUGAUUGGCUGUCGCAGUUGAGGUCAUUGAAUGGCCGAUGUUCAUUCGCUGGAUGGACUGUUACGAAACAGCGCAACUACGUUCAACCAAAUUCAACACAAACAGCAAAACCUCAAUUAGACACUAACGUACUGGCAGAUGAAAUAGAGAAAUAUUUAUGGAAAGUUUUUUUUUUGUACAGGUGUUGUUGAACUAUGAACGCGGAACAGUUUUACGAUGCUAACGAUGAUUUUUAAUUUCGUUUUGAGUUGCUUCACUUUCUUGCCUCCCAUGUGCUCGAGCUGUGAUCCUGAGAGUGUCUGUAGACCAGUGGAUGUUAGGUUUAAACUUGUUCAUUUUUUAUUUUUGUUUCUUUUGAUGAAGCUUUCAAUAAAAAAAUUCUACAAAAUCA
Messenger RNA from Danio aesculapii, 8130 nucleotides. RefSeq names its product RNA binding motif, single stranded interacting protein (gene rbms3). The record is from RefSeq and is a predicted model, not a curated record. Gene Ontology annotation, molecular function: mRNA 3'-UTR binding; poly(A) binding; poly(U) RNA binding. The transcript is spliced from 14 exons. The coding region runs from base 927 to 2174 and encodes 415 amino acids. Gene Ontology annotation, cellular component: nucleus; ribonucleoprotein complex; cytosol. Lineage: Eukaryota; Metazoa; Chordata; Actinopteri; Cypriniformes; Danionidae.